Messenger RNA from Strongylocentrotus purpuratus (purple sea urchin), 2038 nucleotides. RefSeq names its product myelin expression factor 2. The coding region runs from base 46 to 1917 and encodes 623 amino acids. Gene Ontology annotation, biological process: regulation of mRNA stability involved in response to oxidative stress. Lineage: Eukaryota; Metazoa; Echinodermata; Echinoidea; Camarodonta; Strongylocentrotidae. Gene Ontology annotation, cellular component: cytoplasm; post-mRNA release spliceosomal complex; nucleus. The record is from RefSeq and is a predicted model, not a curated record. The transcript is spliced from 13 exons. Gene Ontology annotation, molecular function: mRNA binding.
AUAUUUUAUAAAUCUUGGUCUCUGUUCUCAUCAGAUCAAACUCUAAUGCAGCAGAACCAGUCUCUACUGGGUGCACAACCAGGCGUGGUCGGCACGCCUUCCACAGUGUACGGUCAGUCGAUGGUCAGCAACGCUGGCAUGGCUGCAGCAGCCGGAGCUACCACAGCCUACCCCACCCAGCAACAGCAGCAGCAGUCCAUGCAACAGAGACAGAACAUCGCCUUACAGCAGCAGCAAGCAGCAGCACAGAACGCUGCAGCAGCCGCAGCGGCAGCAGGCUCUCAGGGAGGUGCCACCCCUCAGCUAACGGUCAGCUACCCUACGACCAGGGCCACGCAGGGCGGACAGCCUAGACAGAGGGUCUUCACCGGGACGGUCACCAAGCUCCAUGAUACCUUUGGCUUUGUGGACGAAGACGUCUUCUUCCAAACAAAGUCCCCUACAGACAAGAGGAGAAAACGGUCAAGAAGCCCAAGAAGGGGAGGAGGACGAGACAACAAAGGAGGGGACCGCAGGAGAGACAGAGGAGGAGAUCGGGGGCGGGAUGGGGGAAGAUAUAGACCCACGUACGCAAGCAUCCCAGGAGCCAAGAGGAAUAAGGUCAUCCGCUAUGACUGCUGUGUUUUCAUCAGUAACAUUGAGUACAAGGUGACGUGGCAAGAACUCAAAGACAUACUCAAGAGGCAUGUUGGAGAUGUUGGCUAUGUAGAAUUAUUCGCUAACACUGAUGGAACAUCAAAGGGCUGUGCGUUUGUUGAAUUCAAGAGCAAAGAUGACGCCAAGAAAGCCCUCACUGAGAUGGAUCGCUUUGAAGUCCACAACAGAAAACUGGUCGUGAAGGAGGACUCUGAGGGUCGUCAUAGUGAGAAAUACUUCAGGCAGCGUGAGGCCGAGGAUAAGGCAAGGAACGUGCUCACCCCUCAGCUGCUGACCCAACUAAACCUGGACCCCAACAACCUGUGCGACACUGUCUUUGUGGCGAACCUCCCCUACGACGUCUCCUGGAGGAAACUCAAGGAUGUCUUCAAGAUGGCUGGCCCUGUGUCGAGGGUGGAGAUCAUGGAGGAGAAGGGGAAGAGCAGGGGGAUGGCUACGGUCCAGUUUGAGACCAUCCUGGCCGCGGUCAAUGCUAUCUGUAUGUUUGACGGUCAGACCUUGUAUGAUCGCCGCAUGGCUGUGAGGAUGGACAAGGAGAAGGUCAGAACGGGCGGAGGGGGAAAGGAACCAGCCCCUAGACCACCUCCUCUCCCAAGUGGUCUGAGCGGUAUUGGACCCAGCAUCGAGUCCUUGGCCGGAGGAGGAGGUGGAGGAGGAGGAGGAGUAGACUUGGGUAGAGGAGGAGGGGGAGGUGGAGACAUGGGCCGAGGUGGAGACAUGGGUCGAGGAGGAGACAUGGGCCGUGGUGGUGGAGGAGGAGGAGGUGGCAGCAUCGGUCUCUCAGAUCUUGGAGGGUACGGUGGAGGAAGCAGUCUUACCCAAGGACUCGGAGGGCUCGGUAGCCUAGGAGGAGGUCUGAGCAGUCUUGGACUCGGAAGCCUGAGUGGACUUGGAGGUAGGCUCCUCAAGAACUAUAAAGGCUUGUUCAGAUAUGAUGACGUAAAUUGGAGAUCAGCUGGCAGACAAGACGAGGAACACGAAGAUCCCAUGGAGGAGUUGGAGCCAGAUGAGUUGAUGGACGGAGAGUUCCUCCAGGUAGACUCCACGGGUGAUCAGUCUAUGGAUGGUCUCUCACAAGAGAGCAUCGAUGCUGGUGGUUUAGACUUCCAGAUGACAGAUGAGGAUGUAAUGGGGAAGAUUGACCCUGAGUCUGUUAUUGAUUCAGUGGAGUGUGACUUGAUGAUAUCAAUGAUGAUGCUAUCAACAUCACCGCUGACGAUGAUCAACUCCUCACUGAAGAUGAAGCAUGUGACCAGGUAGAAGAAACGAAAGAGCGUCGUCCGGGUACUGGAAGGGUCGGAGGCCGUAACCUCUGGGUGUGUAAUCUCUCCAAGACUACUCGUGCUGCCGAUCUGAAAGCUGCCUUCAGCAAGUAUGGAAA